UUUGGAUACAUAAUCGAGGUAAUAUUCAGAACUCAGAAGAGUCCUUCCCACCAUCUAGCCAGCUCCUCCUGUCGCGGCAGCUGCCGGAACGCGAUCGUCUCCCUGCUAAAUCUCUCACUAUUCGAAGACUGGCCCAAACCCAAACUACUACUACCCAUCCCGUAUUUCAACGCCUAUAGCCUAACACCAUACCCACCUUUCUUCUUGAUUCUCUUAUCGAUUCAACAUUUCCUGCUCUCUCAGUCAUUCUAUCAAACACUUACCAAAUUGCGCCCCUUUGGUCGCAAGAUAAGCCCUCAUAAACAAUGUUUCGAAGGGCUUUCCCCUUUUUCUUUAUUGUACAUCGAUAUCAUUGUGAGCUUCACCGGAUGAUAAUUCUUCAUGGGGUUCCUUUUCAGGUCGAUUUGGGAGUUAUCGUCUCGUCGAUCAGUGAGGAGAAUCCCUAGGCGGGUUACAUCUCAGCCUAUACCGUCAAUCAUUUCUUCAAGGAAGAAAUUUUCAACCUCGUUCCAGAAAAAUGCCCCCCAAAAAGCUGGUUCCAAUGGUAGUCCACCUGAAUCAAAAAGUGUUUUCCCAAAAGUUCUACUGGGAACCACAGUUGUUGCUGGUGCUGCUCUGUUAGCAUACCAAUCAGGUUAUUUAGACCAAUUUAUUACUAAAGAGCAGGAAGGCUUAGCUAGGGUUGGCAUUGAUGAUAAAGAGGUAAAGGAAACCCAACAUUUCGGAGAGCAAGUGGUUGUCACCGGCAAAGAAGAACCUGGCAACUUAAGUCACAGUUUGGAGCAGUCUGGAGAAAAGGUUGAAAGUCAGAUAGAUGUCCCUCAAGUUGAAGCUCAGCAGAAGGCUGAAACUCGUAUAGAUCUUCCUCAUGUUGAAACCAAAAACAAGGAUGAAACUCAUGGAGAUCUUUCUCAUGUUCAAGCUGAGGAGAGGAUUGAAUCACAAAAAGGCAUUCAUCAUCAUGAAGCCUCAAGGGAAACACCAGUUAUAGACCAGCCCAAUAUUCAAGAAAAAUAUGGUGCAGCCCAAGAUGAAUCAGUUGCUGUUAAAGAGAGACAAGUACCAGGAUUUUCUCAAAAUAUAAAUACUGAACAUAGUCUUGACAAGGUCGAGAAACAAUCUGAAUCAAAAACUUAUAGAGAAACGGGUGAGGGUGUUCAAGUUACACAAGAACAAAACCAGGUCAAGUUGGUUCCUGGAGAGGGUGAAAUGAAAACAGUGCCACAGCAUCUUGCUGCAGAAGACAGACCGGAGGCUGCAUUAAGUAAAGGUACAGAAGCAGCAAGUUUACUUGACGCUUACCAUCUCAAGGAUAGGGCUGAAGAAAGCAUUGCAACAGAGGGGCCAGGAGAAGAGGCUCUUCUUAGUGCCAUAGAGGAAUUCAACGAUAGCUUUAUAACAAAAGAUGGAAAGUUGGUUAUGAGUUUUCUUGAAGCAAUUCAUGCGGCUGAAAAGAGGCAAGCUGAGAUGGAUGCCCAUACCUUUGCUGAGGAGAAAAAAGCUUUGAAGGAGAAGUACGAAAAGGAAUUGAGAGAUUUAAGAGCUAGAGAACUUAUGCGUGCAGAAGAGGCGGCAAUACUUGAUAAGGAAUUAAAAAGAGAGCGAGCAAAAGCAGCAGCUGCCAUCAGAACACUUCAGGAAAAGAUGGAAGAAAAACUCAAGAUGGAACUUGAACAAAAGGAAAACGAAGCAGAAAUGAGUCUGAAAAAGUUCCAGGACCUGGCAAAAGCAGAAUUGGCUGCAGCAAUCGCAAGUGAGAAGGCUGCACAGAUUGAAAAGAUGGCUGAAGCGAAUCUCAAUAUUAAUGCCUUGUGUAUGGCAUUCUAUGCACGAUCUGAAGAGGCUCGUCAAAUUCAUUCUGUUCACAAGCUUGCUUUGGGAGCACUUGCAUUAGAAGAUGCACUUUCCAAAGGACUUCCAAUUCAGAAAGAGCUAGAUUCUCUGAACACUUAUCUAGAAGGCAUAGAUAAGGACUCUCUUGUGCAUUUGGUUUUAUCAACCCUUCCUGAAGACACUCGAUACCAUGGUACAGAUACUCUGUUACAAUUGAAUCAGAAGUUCAAUGCAUUGAAAGGGACACUACGGCAUUACAUUCUGAUCCCAGCCGGUGGUGGCGGCAUAUGGGCUCAUGCAAUGGCACACAUUGCGUCCUGGUUGAGGUUUAAGGAAGUUGAUCCAUCCGGUGAUGGGAUUGAAUCUGUUAUUAGCAGAGUCGAAAGUUUCCUAGCCGAGGGAAAGCUUGCUGAAGCAGCUGAUGCCCUUCAAGAAGGACUCAGAGGCAGCAAGGCAGAGGAGAUAGCAGAUGAAUGGGUGAAGCGAGCAAAGAAUAGAGCUAUCACAGAGCAGGCUCUAACAGUACUUCAGUCAUAUGCUGCUUGCAUAAGCCUUACCCAAUAAUACAUCUGAUUAAGGAGCAAUCUCUCAUAAUUGAUCUAGCAUUUAUGCGUGCAACAGUGUGGUUUUUCCCCUGAUAAUUCCCCACACAAAGAAUAUGAGGAGUUUAUUACUGACCAUCUCAAAUUUAUAAUAGAUUUUUCAAUCAUUAUGACACCAAAAUUGUGUAGAUUGUCCACAAAUCUGAGAAUAAAAUUUUGUUUUCCGUUGCGCGAAAGUGUUUUUCGUGUUCUUUUUCCUGAGACGUGAGAUUGAGAGGAUGAACUGUUAACAAUUUGUUUCCUUUAUUACUUUGUUAAUGAGAAGUAUAUGGUGCCAUAUGAUGAUGGCAUUCACA
Manihot esculenta (cassava) is the source of this 2731-nucleotide messenger RNA. Its product is annotated as MICOS complex subunit mic60. Gene Ontology annotation, biological process: cristae formation. Gene Ontology annotation, cellular component: MICOS complex. NCBI's taxonomy places the organism in Eukaryota, Viridiplantae, Streptophyta, Magnoliopsida, Malpighiales, Euphorbiaceae. Bases 382 to 2397 code for a protein of 671 amino acids. The record is from RefSeq and is a predicted model, not a curated record. The transcript has 12 exons.